CCGGUGGUGGGACCCACUUGAUUCUGCAGGCCUUGCUCCCUGAGAAACCGUCCCCACAUACACCCACGCCAGGACUUACCAGGGCACCAGGGGUAACUUGCUUUGUUCGUAACUUGAGAAAUUGCGGGCCUGGAGGCCGUGGCUCCGCCUGAAGUGGUUUUGACCUACUCUGUAAUUUCGGCUGAAUAGAAAAGUUUUCUUUUUGGUCACUCACCACUGGUCGCAUGGCUGCCAUGCAGAUGGAUCCUGAGCUUGCCAAGCACCUCUUCUUUGAAGGGGCCACUGUGGUAAUCCUGAAUAUGCCCAAGGGGACAGAGUUUGGUAUUGACUACAACUCCUGGGAGGUGGGGCCCAAGUUCCGAGGCGUGAAGAUGAUCCCACCGGGCAUCCAUUUCCUCCACUACAGCUCUGUGGACAAGGCCAAUCCCAGGGAGGUGGGCCCGCGUAUGGGCUUCUUUCUUAACCUACAGCAGCGGGGGCUGAAGGUCCUGCGCUGGGAUGCGGUCCUGGAAGAGGUAGACCUGUCCCCAGCCCCAGAGGCUGAGGUGGAGGCCAUGAGGGCCAACCUCCAGGAGCUGGACCAAUUCCUGGGACCUUACCCAUAUGCCACACUCAAGAAGUGGAUCUCACUCACCAACUUCAUCAAUGAGGCCACAGUGGAGAAGCUACAGCCUGAGAGUCAACAGAUCUGUGCCUUCUCAGAGGUGCUGCCUGUGCUUUCCAUGAGGCACACCAAGGAUCGGGUGGGGCAGAAUCUACCCCGCUGCGGCACUGAGUGCAAAAGCUACCAGGAGGGCCUGGCCCGGCUGCCCGAGAUGAAGCCCAGAGCUGGCACAGAGAUCCGCUUCUCCAAGCUGCCCACACAGAUGUUCCCAGCAGGUGCCACGCCGGCCGAGAUAACCAGGCACAGCAUGGACCUGAGCUAUGCCCUGGAGACUGUGCUCAGCAAGCACUUCCCCCACAGCCCCCAGGAUGUGCUAGGUGAACUCCAGUUUGCCUUUGUAUGCUUCCUGCUGGGGAACGUGUACGAGGCAUUCGAGCACUGGAAGCGGCUGCUGAACCUUCUGUGCCGGUCAGAAGAGGCUAUGGUAAAGCACCACACCCUCUACAUCAACCUCAUCUCCAUCCUGUACCACCAGCUUGGCGAGAUCCCCGCCGACUUCUUUGUGGACAUUGUCUCCCAGGACAACUUCCUCACCAGCACCUUACAGGUUUUCUUUUCCUCCGCCUGCAGCGUUGCUGUGGAUGCCACCCUGAGGCAGAAAGCUGAAAAGUUCCAAGCUCACUUGACCAAGAAGUUUCGGUGGGACUUUGAGGCGGAGCCUGAGGACUGCGCCCCGGUGGUGGUGGAGCUCCCGGAUGAUGUGGGGACUGGCUAACGGGGAAAGCUCUCGGCCAGGGGAAGCCCCUUUUCCCACGGCUGCAGUCCUGGCUCCUCCAUUCACUCGUCCUACUGGAGUCGGCUGGGGCAACAGCCCCGCCAGGUUCUGCAAAGAUGGAGCCAGAAUUCCCUCCUUAACCAAUAAGUAAGUUUCUUUAGUGCCAGAGAGGCUGUACCGCAUCUAGAAGGCACAUUUGUGGGCUCCCCAUCAGCCUGGCCUCGGUGCUAACCCAACCAAAUUCCAGAUGGGCUCUUGGGAGAGACCUGCCUCAGCAGCCUUCUUCCUUCCAGAAGAGAAGUUGUUGAGCCAAAAGUCCAAGAGACCUGAUUGCUUAGUCCACAGAAUGGUUAGAAAACAGGAAACCCUGGACUGCCCAGGAGUCUGAGAUGUCAGCUGGUGAUUUUUUAAAAGUUAAACAGAGGGUAAUAGGGAGAUGAGCCAGAAUUUCUGCCUGCCCCUUGUUGGGUGGGAAUACAUCACAGAAAACAUGGGCAGGUGACCACUGUGGAGCCCCACGUUGGGGAGGGCAUAACAGAAGACAGUUGGGUUGAAUCUGAGGAGUGGUCAGCUUUUGCUUUCUCUAAGUCCCUUUCUCCUGUCCAGAGGUCCAGUGGAUAAUCUUUCAAGACUGUUGCAGCCCCUGACCUCAGGGGCCUUGCUAGUGCCACACCCCUCCCACCUGCUCCAUUCUGAGGUCUCAGACCCAGAACUGGGCCUUGGCAACUCUCCCGUAUGGCCCCAUUCCUCAUCAGAGCCCCCACGACUGUUUCUGAUAACCUGGAAGUUCAGCAACAAAGAGAAAGGUUCUUGCUCUGGACAGGCUUCUUCAGCCCUGUUGAAGUUCUGUGCCUUUAUCCAGAACUCCAGAGACGACCUGGUCAGCCUGGGUACCCCCGUCCUGCUGUGGGGCUGUCAGUCACAGGAGUGAUGGUGCUCCGGUUUCCUGGGAAUCCUGAGGGCUCUUCCAUCACAGGCCCUGCCACCCUGACCUCAAACUGUUGUACUAUGAUCAGAGUCCCUGUGCCACUCUCUUCCAAGGCUGCAGCACACCAGGUUUCUGAAUGAGAAUCCCUGCUGGUUUAGAUUUUUGGUUCCACUUAUUUCCUUGGCGUUGUUUUUCCAAGAGCGUAAUGUACAUUAAAGUCUUGGAGUUGAGACUAAA
This is a messenger RNA of Hippopotamus amphibius kiboko, 2544 nucleotides long. RefSeq names its product AAR2 splicing factor (gene AAR2). Gene Ontology annotation, biological process: spliceosomal tri-snRNP complex assembly. The transcript has 4 exons. Bases 225 to 1379 code for a protein of 384 amino acids. NCBI's taxonomy places the organism in Eukaryota, Metazoa, Chordata, Mammalia, Artiodactyla, Hippopotamidae. The record is from RefSeq and is a predicted model, not a curated record.